Messenger RNA from Colletotrichum destructivum, 3009 nucleotides. Its product is annotated as Putative hydantoinase A/oxoprolinase, hydantoinase/oxoprolinase, ATPase, nucleotide binding protein. Gene Ontology annotation, molecular function: 5-oxoprolinase (ATP-hydrolyzing) activity. The transcript has 3 exons. Gene Ontology annotation, biological process: glutathione metabolic process. The record is from RefSeq and is a predicted model, not a curated record. Bases 1 to 3009 code for a protein of 1002 amino acids. Lineage: Eukaryota; Fungi; Ascomycota; Sordariomycetes; Glomerellales; Glomerellaceae. Gene Ontology annotation, cellular component: cytosol.
AUGCCUCCGUCACGUAGAACAGUCCGCAUCGGGGUUGAUGUUGGAGGAACAAACACGGACGCCGUCGCCAUCGACCUGAGCCUCCAACACACUGCCAACCGCGGCGUGCUCGCCCACUUCAAGACCCCGACAACCCCGGACGCGAGCGCCGGCAUCGAGAGCGCCGUCCGCGCCGUCCUCGCCGCAUCCGGCCUCGACGCGGCCCCGGGCCGCAUCGCCAGCGUCACCAUCGGCACGACGCACUUCAUCAACGCCGUCAUCGAGCGCGACGCCCGCCGCUUGCAGCGCGUCGCCGUCCUCCGCCUCAGCAAGUCGUUCCUCCGGGAGGUCCCGGCGUUCGCCGAGUUCCCGCCGGACCUCGCCGCCGCCAUCCGGUCGCACGUCGGCGUCGUCGACGGCGGGCUGCACGUCGACGGGUCGCAGGAGGCGCCCGUCGUCGAGGCCCAGGUCGUGGCCGAGUGCCGCAAGAUCAGGGAGCGGGGCGAUGUCGGCGCCGUCGUGGUGGCCGGCGUGUACUCGCCCAUCGACGAGGCGUUCGGCCAGGAGGAGCAGGUCCGCGACAUCGUGCUGCGCGAGGUGCCCGGCGUCGACGCCGUCUGCAGCCGCGAGGCCAGCGCGAGCAUCGGCUUCGUCGAGAGGGAGAACGCGGCCAUCCUCAACGGCGCGAUCCUGCGCUACGCGCGGAGGACGGUGGGACGGUUCCGGCUCGCCACAAGGCGGCUCGGCCUCGAGUGCCCGCUGUUCCUGACGCAGAACGACGGCACGAUCCUCGACGCGGCGGCGGCGGCUCGGAUGCCCAUCCGGACCUUCUCGAGCGGGCCGACCAACUCGAUGAGGGGCGCCGCGUACCUCGCCGGGCUGGACUCGGGCGCCGACAGCUCCGCCAUCGUCGUCGACAUCGGCGGCACGACGUCCGAUGUCGGCGUCCUGCUCCCCUCGGGCAUGCCGCGCCAGGCGUCGGCGUACGUCACGGUGGCCGGCGUCAGGGUGAACUACUCCAUGCCGCAUCUUCACUCCGUCGGACUCGGCGGGGGUUCCGUCGUGAGGACCGUGGGCGAGAAAGUCAAAGUCGGCCCCGAGUCUGUCGGGUUGGAGCUCGUCACCCGCGGCCUCGUCUUCGGGGGCGAUGUCUGCACGACAACAGACAUCGCGGUGGCAGCCGGCAUGGCGGAUAUCGGUGAUACGGGGAAGGCCAAGGAGCUGGGGCCGCGCUUCGUCCACGAGGCACUAUCGCGGAUACAGGCACUGCUGGAGGGUGCCGUCGAUGUCAUCAAGACGUCUCCCGAUCCCGUCCCGGUCCUCCUCGUCGGAGGAGGCGCCAUCUUGUCCCCCGAGCGCCUCAAGGGGGCCUCCAAGCUCAUCCGGCCGCCGUUCCACGACGUUGCGAACGCAGUCGGCGCGGCCAUCGCACGUGUAUGCGGCGCUGUAGAUAUCGUGCAGGGCACCACCCACCAGACGGAGAGCCAGGCGAUCGAUAAGGCCAAGAAGAUGGCCAUCGAGAGAGCCGUUGCCGCCGGCGCCGUCCCGGAGAGCAUCAAGAUCGCCGAGAUCGAGACGAUGCCGCUGCAGUAUGUCAGCAACCAGAUCCGGACCCUCGUCAAGGCCGUCGGCGACGUCGAUCUCCACGCCAAGCUCGAAGACGCCUUUGAGGCAGACGAAGAGGGCGAGGACGAGGACGAAGACCACACGGAGGCGAGCAAAGACCUGACCCGGGAUGUCCAGGAUGACGAGAAGGUCGACCCGGUGGCGUAUAAGCCCACCGUUAUCCGAGACGCCGCCAGCGGUGUUCCCGAGUGGCGCAUCAGCGAGACGGACUUGGAAUAUCUGGCCGACGGCUGCUACGUCCUCGGGUGCGCCGGAGGAGGAAGCCCGGCGGCCUCCAAGAUCCAGCUGCGGAACAUGCUCCGGGAAGGAUACAAGAUGCGUGUCAUCGGGGCGUCUUCGCUGCGAGACGACGAUGUAAUAUACUGGGGCGGCCACAUGGGCUCUCCGGCCGUGUCCAUCGAGCGUCUGCAGUCCACCGAGACGGUCGACGCCUUCAGGGCGCUGAUGGAGUACCUCCGCCACGACACCUUUGACGCCGUCAUGGGCCUCGAGAUCGGCGGCGCCAACGGUCUCGAGCCCUUCCUCGUCGGCUCGUCCCGGUUCUUCGACACCCCCAUCAUCGACGGCGACUGGAUGGGGAGGGCGUACCCGACGUACUGGCAGACGACGCUCGCGGUGCACGCGCCCCUGGAGCUGGUCCCCUGCGCCAUCGACUCGGGCGACGGCAAGACGAUCGUCAUGACGAGGGCCCCCAACGACGAGAUCGUCGACCGCGCCCUGCGCGCCUCGUGCUCCGAGAUGGGCUCGCGCGUCGGCAUGGCCGCAAAGCCCACGACCAGCGACCGGGUCAGGCGGUUCGGCGUGCUCAACACCGUCUCGCUCGCGUGGCGCAUCGGGCGCUGUAUCGCCGUCUGCCGGGCGACCAACACCAUGAGCACCGUGGCCGAGUCCAUCAUCCGCGAGGCUGGCGGUCCCGAGGCUGCCAAGGUGCUGUUCCGGGGCAAGAUCGUGAGGGUCGAGAGGCGGCUGUUCAAGGGCCACUCGUACGGCGAGGUGCACAUCGCCGCCCUCGAGGCCGGCGAUGAGGACGAGGACGAGGCCGCGAGGGACAAAGGAAAGGCCGCCGCCGCCGUCGCCCGGGGCGGGACGCUGAAGAUACCCUUCAAGAACGAGAACAUUCUUGCCGAGCACACCGACGAGAAAGGCAAGAUCGAGGUCCUGGCCGCCGUGCCGGAUCUGAUCUCGGUUCUGGACAACGAGUCCGGCAGGGCUCUCGGGGUGCCCGAGUUCAAGUACGGGUACCGCGUCACGGUAGUCGGCAUCACCUGCUCGCCGCGGUGGACCGAGACGCAGGCCGGGCUGGAUAUUGGCGGGCCAAAGGCCUUUGGGUACGAUCUGGAGUACACGCCUCUGGGGAAGUACGUCGAGCCGCGGAGUGUGCUAGAAGAGUAUUUGGUAGACUAG